Molecule: messenger RNA, 366 nt
Organism: Vicia faba (fava bean)
Lineage: Eukaryota; Viridiplantae; Streptophyta; Magnoliopsida; Fabales; Fabaceae
Source: the annotation of a GenBank genome assembly
AUGGAGGAAGUCGAAGGUUGGAGAGAAAGCUGGGUUGAUGAGGUAGUUGAAUGGAAGUUGGACGAAGAAGAUUGGCACGGUUUGAGUGUUCACAGAGGGGUAUGCGUGAGAUGGAAGAGUGGGUACCAAAGUGAGGUUCUGGUUGUGAUAUUGGGAACAUCAGAGGGUGUAUUUGAUGCUCAGGGAGGAAGAAGAUCGAUGGUUGAGGGAUUUACAUGGAGCUGUCUGGCUUUGAAUCCCGCGGAGAAGUGGAUGGAAACUAGAGGGUGGAACAAAUAUUUGAGGUCUAGAAAAUUGGAGAUAAGGUGCAGGGCGAGUUAUCAGCAACUCUUUUCCAUUGGGGCAGUAUUGGGUUCGUCGGAAUAA